Molecule: messenger RNA, 1829 nt
Organism: Sander lucioperca (pikeperch)
Lineage: Eukaryota; Metazoa; Chordata; Actinopteri; Perciformes; Percidae
Product: E3 ubiquitin-protein ligase TRIM39-like
Exons: 3
Coding region: 7-1671 (554 amino acids)
Molecular function (GO): protein binding
Source: RefSeq, a predicted model, not a curated record
GCCACAAUGACGGCAGUGCAGCUUUUCAACACUUUGGAGGAUUUAAAAGAAGAGGAAUUUAAGAAAUUCAAAUGGUGUCUGCAGCAAGACAUCCUGGAAGGCUACCAAAGAAUCAAAGAGUCCAAGUUGGAGAACGUAGAAAGGCAGGACACGGUGGAUGAGAUGGUGAAAACCUAUCAACUUCAAGGAGCUCUGAAGGUGACCAAGAAGGUUUUAGAGAAGAUCAACAGGAAUGAUCUGGUCCAGAGUCUGCCAGACACCAGCUCAGGACCAGAAGAUAUAGCUGCUGUGAGCAUUCUGCAAUCUGAAGAUCAGUUUCUGUGCGCCAUCUGUCUGGAUGUGUUCACUGAUCCUGUCAGCACACCAUGUGGACACAACUUCUGCAAAAACUGCAUCACUGAACACUGGAAUACUAGUGACCAGGAACUGUGUCCCCUGUGUAAAAAGGUUUUCAACACAAGACCUGAGCUGCACGUCAACACUUUCAUCUCUGAGAUGGUCGCUCAGUUCAGACAGUCAGCUCAACAGAAAGCCAGAAGCAGCAGCAGCUCAGAGCAACAAGUGUCCAAAACAAGAGAAGUUCCCUGUGACGUCUGCACUGGAACCAAACUGAAGGCAGAGCUGGGGAAGACAGGGGCUGAAAUUCAGAAGAUGAUCCAGAAGAGACGACUGAAGAUUCAGGAGAUCAAACACUCAGUCAACCUCAGUGAGGAAGAUGCAGACAGAGAGAUAGCAGAAGGUGUUCAGGUCUUCACUUCUCUGAAGGAGUCUGUUGAGAGAGGCCUGAAUGAGCUCAUCAACACGAUCAAAGAGAAGCAGAAAACAACAGAAAAACAGGCCAAAGCUUUCAUCAAAGAGCUGGAACAGGAAAUCUCUGAGCUGAUGAAGAGGAGCACUGAGGUGGAGCAGGUGUUACGCUCUGAAGACCACCUCCAUCUUCUCCAGAGUGUCCAGUCCCUAAACAUCCAACAACCUCCACCCACCAAGGACUGGACAGAGGUCAGCGUCCGUCCAUCAUCAUAUGAGGGGACUGUGGUGAAAGCUGUGGUUCAGCUGGAGGAGACACUCAGUAAAGAGAUGAAGAAGCUGCUUGAAGCCGAGCUGAAGAGGGUCCAGCAGUAUGCAGUGGAUGUGACUCUUGAUCCUGAUACAGCACAUCCUCAACUCAUCCUGUCUGAUGAUGAGAAACAAGUGAAUCAUGGUGAUGUGAGGAAGAAUCUCCCAGACAACCCAGAGAGAUUUUCUUAUCGUGUUUGUGUUUUAGGAAAACAGAGUUUCUCUUCAGACAGAUUUUACUUUGAGGUUCAAGUUAAAGGAAAGACUGAAUGGACUUUAGGAGUGGCCAGAGAGUCAAUUAAGAGGAAGGGAAGCAUCACACUGAACCCUCAGAAAGGUUUCUGGACUAUAGCGUUGAGAGAUGGAAACGAGUACAAAGCUCUAGCUGACCCUGCAGUCCUCCUCUCUCUGAAGUCUCCUCCUCAGAAGGUGGGGGUGUUUGUGGAUUAUGAGGAGGGUCUGGUCUCCUUUUAUGACGUAGAUGCUGCAGCUUUUAUCUACUCCUUUACUGGCUGCUCCUUCACUGAGAAACUCUUCCCAUACUUCCAUACUGGUAAUAACUAUGGUGGUAAAAACUCUGCCCCUCUGAUCAUCUCUCCUGUCAGAGUAAACUAAUCACUGAUCUUAUUUGAGGUAUUGAUUUAUUUUCAAUCAAGGGAACAAAUGUACAUAUUCAUAUAUUUUUCAUCUUAUUUUCUACAGAAUCUGUUUCCUGUGGUGACUGAUUUACACUUUAUUCCAUUUAUUAUCAUAUGGUUAAAUGUGCAGCAGUU